UCCCACUGUAUUACUUCCGGGUACCGGGUAGGAGGAGAGGCACCAAAAAUUAGCUUAACCGAAAUGACCGAACGUUGCUGACAGUGAUACUUGGCUCUGUGAACGUUCUGAGGGUUUAGUUAGAACUCCAAAUAGUGCACUAUGUUUUUAAAUAACAUUUUUCCGUGUAUGUAACAUGUAAACCUGCUCGGACGUUUUCCAGGCUCGGGAUCGGGAGUCUGCUGGUUUUGUUUACUUGAAACAAAAGUUCUAACAAGUGCCUACACUGUACCGUUACUUUGUUACAUGUACGUGCCCUGAGCUGAAUGAACAAAAUUUAUCUCACAAGUCCUACACGUGGAUAACCGUGUUCCAGUCAACUACAUCUGGACAGUUUCUGACCAUUUAAGUUGCAGUCAGUUCCUUAUUUGACGAUAAACAUAACCGACCCACAAUGAGCCGAUUUGUGGACAGCUUUUGGGACACUGAAUUCAACAGCACAAAUGGCUACGAAGUGUUGCUGAAACGUAUGAAAGAGGGGCGGGAAAUGUGCAAAGAUUACGAAGAUUUCCUAAAGCAGAGAGCAAAAGCAGAGGAAUCUUUUGGCAAAACUCUUCUCAAGAUCUCGAGGACUUCAGGAGGAAAGGAAGAGAUUGGAACAUUGAAGGCAGCGUGGAGUGAGGUAGUUACACAGACCGAGCUCUGUGGCCAAGCCCACAUUGACAUCUCAAUCAGGCUAGGGGAUGAAGCGAAGAAGGUGGAGGAAUUCAGGGAGUCGCAAAAAGAUCUGCGGCGGAAAUCAGAGGACGCCAUCAAGAAGCUCAUCACUGCCAAGAAGGACCAGUACAACAAAGUCGUCCAUAGCAAGCGAAACUAUGAGAGUAAAUGUAAGGAGGCAGAUAUAGCUGAUGACAGCUACAUGAAAGGCCGACUGGUUGCACCAGCCAAGGAAAUAGAUAAGAUGGCAUUGAAGAAGGACAGGACUAGGCAAGCAGCCUCAGUUGCUGAUGCACAGUACCAGAAAGAUGUAGCCUCAUUAGACCAGACACGGCAACAGUGGGAAGAACAGAUGGCGCAACUGUGUGUGAUUUUUCAGCAACUGGAGACAGAAAGAAUUCGCUUCUUACGGAAUGCAAUGUGGGUCUUUGCCAACAUUAUAUCCCUACAGUGUUGCAGUGAUGAUGGGAAUUCUGAAGACAUGAGGAAAGCUCUAUCGGAAUGCCAUGAAGACAAGGAUAUUCAGCUGUUUAUUUCGCAGAAGAGGACUGGAAGCAGCAGGCCAGCACCCAUUGUGUAUGAGUGUUAUUACAGAGACAACAUGAUGGGCAAAAGUGGGGGUGGAAUAACUAACAGUCGAAGCAGGCAAACCUUGCCUCCAAUUCCCGGCGGCCCGCCCAAGAUAGAUCAGACCCGAGCCUUGCCCUCACCCCCGCCGCAGUCUCCACCCAAUCAUGCUGGAAUUUAUUCCUCAAUGGGUGAGUAUUCCACAGGAGUUGUGGGAGAAUCGUCCAGCAUAAAAACCAACAAGUUCAUGGCCAAGUUCGACUACGAUGCACAGGGACCUGAAGAAAUGAGCAUUAAGGCAGGCGACAUCCUCACCAUCAUAGACAGGGAAGAUGAGACAUGGUGGUAUGCAGAGUUGGACGGCAGGAAGGGCCACGUGCCAGCAGAAUAUCUCGGCCCCUAUGCCAACACCGGCGAAGAACUGCACAACACAUUUCUCUGAUAUCCCCAGAAGGCUAAGCAGAAGAAAUCUUUUUACACAGGUUUUAAAUUUUUUUAGGGGGAGGCGAGGGCAGUGUUGGGGAACAGCAGUUUACUUUCCAUUAUAUUCUCUCAUCCAUAGGCAUAAUUGUAAAUGAAUAAAUGUGAUGACUUUUUUUCUUGCAAUUCUUUUGAUACGACAGUUUAUCCAAUUAUUUGUGGCCCACCUUCCCAAAACCAGGCUGAAGUCAGUAUUCGUGAUGUUGGACAAUUCCUCUCCUUCAGCUUUUUUUUUACACUUCAAAGUGGUCCGUGCUAAAUCGAAAUUCUGUCUGCAGUAAGCUUCUUACGGGUAGUGAUAGCUGCAAACCUUCCAUGAAAAUAUGAACGGUGAAAGUUCCACUUUUUAGGGUUAUGAAGUUGCCCACUUCAGUCUGGUUUGGGGAUGGUGGGUCACAUUUUUAACCAAGUCAGAUAUUAAAACAGCCAAGUUUUGUUGUCAGGAUGAAUUGUGUUAAAGAAUCCUAAAACUUCCAGGAAAAGAGAGCAAUAUUUUAUACUUUUUAACAUUUGUAUUUUUUUUGUACAAAUUAAGUUUAAGUUGUGUAUUAUAUAAUGGAAUUCGUACAGGAAAUUUCAUAUUGUGGAAGAAAUUUAUAAAAUUCAGCAGUACUCAACUACAGUCGUCUUUGAAGAUGAUAAGAUGCUGCUGAGAUGAUAAUUUUGCAUAUAUUGAGGAUUGACAAAGGACUCCCUUGCCUAAAAUACAUUCUAAUCCAUGAUAUUUCUCUGUUGGGGCUUAUUAGGAAGCUGCUGCCGAAGCUGCUUACUAUGGGCUAUUGCUUAAAUUUUGUCAUGGCAAACCAGCCUCCGCUUAUGUGUUAUCCACGUUUUCAUAAUGUGGAAGCCCUUCCACCGAAGACAUUAUGAUAAAAACCUGGAAGAAACAUUGUACAUGUAUAUUAUAUUUUUCUAGGGGAAUAUAUACUUUCAUCCUUGGAUGAAACAAAUUUCUGUAGCCAAUUAAUUAAUUAAUUGUCUUCCUUCAGUUCCCCUUGUUCUGAAAAUCAGUGGCUAAGGACUCAGAAACAUGUAGAGCGGCUGUGGUUGGUUGUUGUCGCCUGAUUGAUCAAUUAUUUGUUAUUAGACAGAGGUUAGGGCCUUUCGUGAUUUUUUUUUCAUGACGGGUAUUGCCCUAACACUAACAUUCGUGUAUAUUUAUGACACUUUGCUCAGUGUUUGAGAGCUUGCGAAAAAUUCACAAGCCUACUCGGGUGGGACUUCAACCCACGACGUCCGGUCCGAGUCAGAUGAAGCAGCGGAUACUGUCAAGUACUUCAAGAGAUGUACUUUGUGUCGGGAAGAUGCACCAGCCAGCCGACCCUGGCAAGCUCGAUAGUCGAGUGCUUCAGAUGUCUGCACUAGUAAGCAGAAGCUUGUGGGUUGGAGUCCCACCCAAGAGAGCUUUGAUUUUGUUGGCAAGCUCUGGGACGAACACUGAACAUACAGUGAUAUAUUAGACAUGUAUGUCAGUUACCAAUAAAUUUACAAAUGGCGCGGGGAAUGAGAAGUUGUCAGCUGUGUCUUAUUAAACCAAUGUGACCAGAGAGAUAUUGCAUUGUUAUCAAGGAAACUUAAACUUCAAAUCUGUGUAUAUUGCUCAGGCUAUAGUCAUAGUUUGUGUUAGCCAGAGCUGUAGGCUACGUUCUUCCUAUUGCUGUUUAAAAUGUUACAUGACCAGAGUUACAUCACGAGUCAUUCAGUCUCGCAUGAUUCACACCCUUUUCAGUUGAACUGUGUCGCACGCAUCCCUUCGCUAGUCACACCCAGCGCGAAACCGAUGCGAAACGUAUCUCUUUCUGUUCUUUGUCACUGCGCAUCCCUUGGACCUGUCAGGUGACAGGCAAAAUGGCUUGUCAUUGGUCUCUGUUUGACUGCAUUAAAACAAAUUUCUCAAAUCCAAAUGGCGGCGGGAAGGGACGAUGGUCGACAAUGUGACCUGGUCAUGAUGUAAUGGAUUGAAAAUUUGUCACUGAAAUCGAAAUAAAUCUUCUAUUAAACACGACUUUAGGAUUUUCUCUUCAGAAUUUAAGUGAUUACGUCGGGUGAAUUUAAGGGCGGAUAUUAUAUGCACUUUUUAUUCCGUAGAGUUUUAGAGACUUUUCUUCACCAUCCUAUUUGUAUACACGUAUCUUGCAUUUUGUGUCUUUGCACUCCAUAGUCAGCAAAGUUUAAGAAAAAUAAAUUCCCAGAGGACAAUA
Molecule: messenger RNA, 3944 nt
Organism: Acanthaster planci (crown-of-thorns starfish)
Lineage: Eukaryota; Metazoa; Echinodermata; Asteroidea; Valvatida; Acanthasteridae
Product: proline-serine-threonine phosphatase-interacting protein 1-like
Biological process (GO): actin filament polymerization
Cellular component (GO): actin filament; cytoplasm; plasma membrane
Molecular function (GO): actin filament binding
Source: RefSeq, a predicted model, not a curated record